GUCGGAAGGAUAUUUGUGCGACACCUGAUAGCGUUUACGAGGGUGUUACACUACAAUAGUUCCGGCGGAAGUAAGUACAACCAGCCGCGCGGCCUGUUACAGAUAGGCGAAAAUGUCGACCGGGGUGGGAAAACACAAGAUGCUGUCUCUGGGUCCGACUGAACCCUGGUCAAUUCGGGAGAAACUCUGUCUCGCCUCCUCAGUGAUGAGAAGCGGAGAUCAGAACUGGGUGUCUGUAAGCAGAGCCAUCAAGCCCUUCUCAGAGCCUGGACGACCCCCAGACUGGUUCUCACAGAAGCAUUGUGCCUCCCAAUAUUCUGAGCUGCUGGAAACCACAGAGGCCCCAAAACGUAAACGGGGUGAGAAAGGGGAGGUGGUCGAGACCAUUGAGGAUGUGAUCGUGCGUAGAUUGACAACAGAGAGGAUCGAGGAGCUCAAGAGGCUGAUCAAAGACACACAGGAAAAAUACAGGAAACUGAAGAAAGAAGUGGAUUUGAUCCAAGUGGGUCAUCUGGACCCUAAACUGGAGGAGCUGUGGGCAGAUAUAGAGCUAAAGAGGAAGCAGGAAGAAGAGGAGGCAGAGCAGAAGAAGAGGGCGACUGAGGCAGCAUAUCAGGUUCGUCAGGCAGCUAAAAACACACCAAAGAGAGUUCCCAGCGUGACAGUACGUUCUCCACCCAGUGCUAGUUCUCCCAGCAUGGAGGUCUCGCAACCAGACACACUGCAGCCAAUGACGGAUGAAUCCUGUGGCAGUUCCAUGGCUCAAGGACUGACCGUCUUCAUGCCUAUGUCAGAGGUCACGGGUCCAGGGCCCAAAGAGUCAGGUCUGGCCCCUAUGGUAGAUGACUCCCCGCAGAAGAAGCACCUUGCCCCAAAAGCCACACCACCUCCCUCCCCGCUGCUGUCUGAACUGCUGAAGAAGGGCAGUCUCAUCGCUGCUAGCUCUAGACUGGUGGUUGAAGGUGACGUGGCCACAGGUUUGAGUAAUGGGUCUCAUGGACUUGAGCUUCACACUGCUGCAACCGCUCUUCCUGCUAAUCAAGACAUUACAGCUGAUGCUCCUACGUUAUCUCGUCUGUUGGAGAGCGCCACCCCAACGCAGCAACCUGUCAGUGCUGAUCCCCCUAAGCCCCCCACAGUGGUCCCCCCAGCCCCGGACCUCCUCUCUGUGCUCAAAACAGGAGCUGCAGCCAUUGCUGAAGGUUCUGGAGUAGAAGCGGUAAUGGCAGGGUCGUCCACACCAGCGGAGGUGGAGGGGAAGGAGGCAGAGCUGGUGGAGGACACAGUGGUGUCAGUGUCAUACAUGGCUCAUGAACUGGACCUAGAGACAGUGGGAGAUAUCAUUGCAAUCAUAGAAGAGAAGGUGGACGAUCCUGUGGAGGCUUUGGAUGCAGCCGCAGUGGAAGCGGCUCUCUCUCUCUGCGAGGACCCAGCAGUUGGUGGCCACCCCCUCACCAGCCCUUGGGAGUCACAGACCUUUAAGGCAGCCGAACCAGAGCCCAUCGUCCAGCAGAGUCCUGCCCCAGCGGUCACACAGAGCUGCCCUGACCCUGCGGGUGUGCAGGGAGAAAUGGAGGUUCUGGUAGAGGAGGCUACAGAAACCGAAGCAGUUGACGAAGUGACAGGGGACAUUGUGGCGCCUGCUGCCCCUGACACUGAGCAGAGCCAGGACUCUGAGGUUAAGACUGAGGGUGAGAGGGAAGGAGAGGGAGAGGGAGAAGGUGGGAUGGAGGAAACGCAGCAGGAGAACAGAAUCCCAAGUCCAACUGUGAAGUGUGAGGGGGAAGACUGGGUUCAACCAGAGACUGUGACGCCCUGUCUGGACUCAGAAGACAGCUCAGCCUCGGCAAAAGACACAAAGGAGGUGAAGGAAGAGGAUGGAGGCAGUGAGGUGGAUGUGGAUGAAGGGAUGGAGAUGAAAGAGUGUGGCGAUGGGGAUGGAGAGGGGCCAUAUCUCUCAGAGGUUGAUCCUCCUGCCAGUGAGAGUGAGGAUGGAUACGGCAGUCACUCUCAGCGCUACACCACAGCGGACUCCACCGCCAGCAGCCCUGCCUCAUCACAGUUCUCCAUGUGCAGUGAAGAUCAAGAGGCCUUGCAGGCUCAGAAGAUCUGGAAGAAAGCCAUCAUGCUGGUGUGGCGGGCCGCAGCCAAUCACAGGUAUGCAAGUGUGUUUCUGCAGCCUGUGUCUGAUGAUAUCGCCCCUGGUUAUCACAGCAUUGUACACAGACCGAUGGACCUAUCAGCCAUCAAGAAGAACAUUGAGUCUGGGCAGAUCCGCACGACGGCGGAGUUCCAGCGAGACAUCAUGCUGAUGUUCCAGAACGCGGUGAUGUACAACAGCUCGGAUCAUGACGUCUACCACAUGGCCCUAGAGAUGCAGAGAGAUGUUCUGGAACAGAUCCAGCAGUUCUUGGCCACUCAGCUGAUCAUGCAGACAUCAGAAUCAGGCAUCAGCACCAAGAGCCUGCGCGGAAGGGAGGCCAACCGCAAACAAGACCCCAAUGAGAAGACCCUGAGUCCUGCACACAAAGACCCUCAUUUAGAGCCAGAACCACCAGCCAGAAGGAAAAGGAACAACUCCAAACAAGACACUAAUGAGAAGGACAGCCUCUCCAUGGCCUCUCCUGCUUUCCUUCUCUCUCUCUUUGUAAGUAUCCAGGCUCAAGAUCACAAGAUAUUUCCCGUCCCUUCUUACCUAACACAAUCACACACAUUUAUUCUCUGACACAGUUCUCUGAUUGGUUAGAGCUCAUUGCUCGCUUUGGGUCCAGGCUGGUAUGUUAAAAGGUUGUGAAUAAAUUGUCGUCAUUUAUUAAAUCCUAAUUUCUUUUCCAUCAAGAUUUAUUUUAAGAGUUGAAUGGUUUUAUUCAGCAAGGAUAUGAUAAAUUGAUCGAAAAGUGACAGUCAAUACAUUUUAAUGUAACAAAUAUAUAUAUUUUUUUUCAAAUAAAUGCUUUUGUUUUGAAAUUCUGUUAACCCUUAAAUACAUACCUUGGGACUUUAGCAACCUGGGAUGUCAUUCACUACCCUCUCCCUCCAUUUUUUUAAAGUUUUUUUGUUUUGUUUUUUUAAAGUCAACUUUCUUAGUAUUCCUCAAUCUAUUCAUUACAAACAAUAUAACAAGAUAAAAUAAAAUGUGUAUAUAUAUAUAAAAAAAAAAAAGUGUUAUGAUUAAUAUUUUGUAAAAAGGUGUAUCGGGUUGCUGCACAACAAUAAUGAAAUAUCUGACGACUCAAUAAGUGCACAAUAAUCACAUUUAUUCCUCAAGGUGGCACUGUUUGUUAGACAAUGAUGGCGUGAUGUUUUAUUCAUAAUUACCUCAGCCAUAAAACAAAAGAAUAUCACCAGCAGUAUUGAACCUGACUGAAUUGCUUUUACUGCAGAGCAAUUACUGAAAGCAAUUAAAUAUAAGUGUCACUGUCAUUUGAUGGUGGAUGUGGUGAAUAAGCUGCCAGCAAUCACAAUAUUGAUUUUUUAAGUAAUUGAAAAUGAUAGUUUUGAGAAUAUGAUCGCGAAUAUGAGCCAGAUUAUGAAUGGAGUGGGGAAAUGCUCUCUGACGAUGACUGAUGGUAAAAGCAUCUGAUCAAAUCGAACCCUUCUAUGUUUCAAAAGGUAACGAAAUAUGCUUUAUUUUAUUCUUUUGUAAUUGUUAUUAAAAUACGAGGAGAAUUUUAUACCAUUGCAGCAGUUCGAGAUCCAUCCAUGUUGGAUAUGUAGGCCCGGGGUGCUAAAGAUCUGAAUAUGUAAUAAUGAUUGGUUAAGCAUCCAUGCAUUUAAGGGUUAAUCAAAAGAAUCCUGAACAAAAAUGUGUCACUGUUUCCACAAAAUAUUAAGCAGGACAGCUGUUUUCAACAUUGAUACUAAUGAAAAAUGUUUCAUGAGCAGCUAAUCAACAUUACAAUGAUUUCUGAAGGAUCGCGUGACACUGAAGACUGGAGCAAUGAUGCUGAAAAUUCCGCUUUCCAUCACCGGAAUAAAUUACAUUUUAAAAUAGGCUAUAUUAAAAUAGAAAACGGGUAUUUUAAAUUGUAAUAAUAUUUGACAAUAUUACUGUUUUUCAUAGUAUUUUUAAUCAAAGGGAAUACAGCCUUGGUGAGCACGAGAUGUUUUUAAAACCAUUAAAAAAAAAAACAUUAUGACAUAAUGGCGAAUAAUUUGUUUUUUUUUUUUUUUUUUUGUGGAAGAACUUUCCUUUUAAAUGCUUCGGUUUGAGUUUUACUCAUUUUUAUUGUCUUCAAGAAACGACACAACGCCUCCACGAGCAACUUUUAACACUGUUAACACACUCACUCCUAAGCACUACAUUUUUUUAUGCUGUUUUCACUGUUGUGGCAGUUUUUUUAGCCUGUACUCUUCAAAUCCGUAGCUAUGUAUUGCGCUGUUCUGAAGUCACUUUAAGAUGAAGUGCUUGUUCUAGUGAUGCACACACACACUUCCCGUUCUCAGGUCAAACUAGUUAGUUUCUCACACUGAUGGUCUGGUGUGUUAGGGCAGUGAAUGACCGGCUGUUUGCACUUUCUCACGGCUGGCCUGCUUCUCUGCUC
Onychostoma macrolepis is the source of this 4544-nucleotide messenger RNA. It is a transcript of the gene brd8b, whose product is annotated as bromodomain containing 8b. Gene Ontology annotation, molecular function: protein binding. Gene Ontology annotation, cellular component: NuA4 histone acetyltransferase complex. The record is from RefSeq and is a predicted model, not a curated record. Bases 113 to 2725 code for a protein of 870 amino acids. The transcript is spliced from 19 exons. Lineage: Eukaryota; Metazoa; Chordata; Actinopteri; Cypriniformes; Cyprinidae.